Zophobas morio is the source of this 1738-nucleotide messenger RNA. RefSeq names its product interferon-related developmental regulator 2 (gene Ifrd1). The record is from RefSeq and is a predicted model, not a curated record. NCBI's taxonomy places the organism in Eukaryota, Metazoa, Arthropoda, Insecta, Coleoptera, Tenebrionidae. The coding region runs from base 251 to 1543 and encodes 430 amino acids. The transcript has 6 exons.
AACGUUGCGCAACCUGGUGGCAGCUGUGCGUACUUAAAGGGCGCUAGCCGCUGUCAUCCCGAAGUUGACCGUCUCGUGUUCAACUGGAAACAUGUUAUUGAGUUUUAUUCCAAUCUCAUCCCAAAUUAAAUGUCAGGUGUUAAGUGCAUGUGUAAAAAAUUGUUUAACAAACAGUUUACCGUCUUGAUCUAGUGUGAAAUUAGUUGUUUUAUUUAGUAAAUUUAAGAAAAAGUUUAUUUAAUUGUCGACCAUGCCGAAAGGAAAACGAAAAGGAAAGUCUGAUCGUGGUCGUUUCGAUGGCUCUCUGCACACCUCGGACGACGAUUCCUUCAAUGACAACAACAGUGUCAUCAGCAAUUACUCUGAAAACAAAAGUGUAGAGGAAGGCGAAGAUAACGAAGAGUACGUCCAAGAACAGUUUGAGGAUAAACUGAUAGAAAUGUUGGACGGGUUGAAUCAGAAGUCGUCGCAAGGAAGGAUCAAUUGCAUUCAAACCCUGCGUAAAGCGCUCAUUAAAAAAUACGUUCCAAAUUUUGUCAGAGAGAGACACUUCACGAUUUGCGAUAGCAUAGAGAAGAGUCUGAAGAAAGGCGGAGGUUUGGAGAAAUCGGCGGCUGCCGAACUGGCUCCUGUGAUCAGUUUACAGCUUGGAGAGGAAGACGCGGGAGAGAUGGUUGAUAAGACGUUGAGGCCUCUUCUGAUUACAGCUGCCUGCGACGCUUCGGUCGGCGUCGGUGCCAGAGCGAAGUGUUGCCACGCCUUGGGCAUGAUGGGUUUCCUCUCUGGAAGCCAGUUGGGAGACGUCCUUUCCCUAAUGCAAAACCUGGAAACUAUUUUCUCUGGUAGCUACUUAAAAGGAGACGGAUCCAUCCCGAACAUCACCUCGGAAGUGGCAAACCUCCACGCGGCAGCGCUAAGUGCUUGGACGUUACUAUUAACAAAUAUGCCACCAGGAAGUCUCACAGAUUUAAUAGACACUAAAACCCUACCAUCCCUAGAGCAAUUAUCCGAAUUGUUGGAAUCGCCCCAUCUUGAAGUCCGGUUAACAGCAGGCGAAGCUCUAGCUUUAAUUUUCGAAGAAGGCCGCAAAGACAACUCUGAAUUCGCCGACGAUUUCGCCAUAUUCAUUACAGAAGUUUUUAAAAAACUGGCCACAGAUUCACACAAAUACAGAGCGAAAAAGGACAGGAAGCAACAACGGGCGACGUUCAGAGACAUUCUCUCGUUCAUAGAAGACGAUAUUGUGCCGGAUGUUCAGGUGAAAUUCGGCCGGGAAAUCUUGGUGUUGGAUACGUGGGCGCGGAGGAAGCAAUACGAAGCGUUGUGCAGUGUGCUGGGUCCAGGAAUAAAUCUACACCUUGGAGAAAACGAUCUCUUGAGAGAUAUUUUCGAAAUUACGGCUCCGAUAGUUCAGGCUCAUGACGCUCCGGCGCAUGCGCAGCAACAUCUGGAGAGGUGUCGCAAACGACUUUUAAACGCAGCAGCAUUCAAAGCCAGGACGAUAUCACGGGCGAAGAACAGGGAUAAACGAUCAGACUUCUAAGUGUAUAUUAUGGGGGAUAUUUAAUGUAUUUAUUUUAGCUCAAUUAUAACUAUUUUCAUCGUAGUUGAAUUGAUUUUGUAGUAGAGUAGCAAAUACAUAGAUUUUCGGUUGUAUCUAAUCAUAAGUAAAUUUUCAGUGUAGUGCGAUAUUUUAAAUUUGUAAAUACGUUUUUAUUAAAAUAAAUUUACAAAUUUA